UUCAACGAAGCUGGUUCACUAAUUCCGUCGCGUUGUAAAAGUUUUCUGUGAAAUAAAUUCUUGACUGGAAAGUGCUAUUAUUUGUGAAUGUGACACUUUAUAACAAAUAACAAAGGAUAUACUAUACUUGUAUGGUACCUGUUUUAGUAAAGUUAAUAGAUUUAAGUUAUAACUGUGUGCUUAGUGAGUGUCACGUGUGUUUACGAAUUAAUGUGCCGGCGCAGGGACGGGUCGCACUGUUCGUGAGAUAUUUGUGGUUGCGGAGGCCGUCGCGGCCAUGUUGCAUACCUGAGACGAGAGAGCGCGUAAGUUGUGCGAGAGAGAGGUAGAGUGUUGGCUGGUUUUGCUGAAAGAAAGUAGUAUUUGCAAUGUGUUUACUACCGUCAUGACGGUGAUGGGGCGGUGGCCUGUGGUGCUCUUCGCGCUGGCGCUGCUCAGCGGCGCGGGCGCCACCGCCGAACAGAUGCAGUCGCGGGCAGUCGACACCGGCGUAGACCUGCGAGUACCUGAAGACCAGCCCGUAGGAACAUUUGUCGGUAGAAUACCGACUAAGCCUGGAUUCACAUACCGGUUUAAUGAGUCACCUAAAGAAUUUCAACUUGAUCCUGUAUCGGGUGAAAUUAAAACGAACGUUAUUUUAGAUCGCGAAAGUAUCGACCGUUAUGCAUUUGUUGUUCUAUCAAGUCAGCCCACUUAUCCUAUUGAGGUAAGGAUACGAGUUAGUGACGUGAAUGACAACUAUCCGGAGUUUCCAGAACCAAGUAUUGCUGUGGCUUUCUCGGAAAGUGCGUCACCUGGAACAAAACUACUUUUAGACGCUGCAACAGAUAAGGAUCUUGGUGAAAAUGGCAUAAUGAAUGAUUAUAGAAUAAUUGAAGGGGACAGUGAGGGUAAAUUUCGGUUAAAUGUCACUGUGAAUCCUAGUGGCCAAACUUCCUAUUUACAUUUGGAAACUACUGGAAAGCUUGACAGGGAAGCGAACGAUUUCUAUGUUUUGAAUAUAUCAGCUCGGGAUGGUGGUAGCCCCCCUAAGUAUGGUUACCUACAAGUUAAUGUAACAAUUUUAGACGUUAAUGAUAAUCCACCUAUAUUUGAUCAAAGUGAUUUUUCAGUAUCUUUGAAUGAGAGUGUGCCACCUGGAACAACUGUUCUCAAAGUAACAGCAACUGAUAGUGACUUGGGUGAUAAUUGCAGAAUUACUUAUGAAGUUAACGACUUGGAAAAACAAUUUGCAGUUGAUCCUGAAUCAGGAGUAAUAACAACGAUAAAAAAGUUGAACUGUCCCCAAUAUUGCACAAAUACAUCAUGUAAUAUGACCUGUGUCUUAACAGUGAUAGCAAAGGAUCACGGCGUACCGCGCCAGGAUGCCCGAACAUAUGUAACCGUUAAUCUUAUAGAUGCGAAUGACCAUGAUCCAGUUAUAACAUUUACUUACGUCCCAUCUACGGCUAACUAUGCUACAGUUGAUGAAAAUGCAAAAAAUGGAUCACUUGUUGCUGCAAUAACAGUGACAGAUUUAGAUGCUGGUUUAAAUGGCAUAACCAGCGUGAGUAUAGUUUCUGGAAAUGAACUAAAUCAUUUUAGAUUAGAAAAUUCUAGCAGUGUUUAUAUUGUACAUGUGAAUGGUGUCUUAGAUAGAGAAGAGAUCAGUAAAUACAAUUUAACAGUAGUUGCCACUGAUAAAGGUAUUCCACCUCGAACUUCAACUGCAUUUUUAGUAAUUCAUGUGAAUGAUGUGAAUGAUCAUGAACCUGUUUUUGAAAAAUCUGAAUAUUUGGCGGUUUUAAGUGAAUUAGCUCCACCUGGUACUUAUGUUGCUGGUAUUACUGCAACUGAUGAAGAUACAGGAGUAAAUGCUGAAAUUUUCUAUGAUUUUUAUGAUGGAAAUCAGCAACAAUGGUUUUUAAUUGAUCACGUGACAGGACUCGUAACAACCAGAUCCGCUUUGGAUCGUGAAAUUCAAGGAACCGCAGAGCUUAAUGUUUCAGCUCGAGAUGGGGGUCCAAAUCCAAGAUGGGCUUAUACAAGACUAAAAAUAACUAUCCUUGAUGAAAACGAUGAAUCACCUACAUUUCCUCAAACAUUGAUAAAUACUAGCUUAGCUGAAAAUAUAGCUCCAAUAAAAGAAAUAUUAAUUUUAACAGCUUCCGAUUACGACCAAGGCACGAAUGGAUCAAUCUCUUACUACUUGUCUACCAGCACUGAAAGAAAAUAUCCAAAUACAUUUUCACUAGAUCCUAUUACUGGACAACUAAGUACAAUCAUGGAAUUAGACAGAGAAAGAAUUUCGUCAUAUGAUAUUCAAGUCAUUGCUAAGGACCAGGGUUACCCUCCACAAUCAUCAACGGCAACAAUCAAUUUAAAAGUACUGGAUGUAAAUGAUAACGAUCCUUAUUUUUAUCCUCAACACUAUAUAACCAAUAUAGCAGAUGAUCUUCCCAUUGGAAUGACGGUGAUUCAGGUAAAGGCAUUUGAUGAUGAUGAUGGUGACAAUGCAUUAGUAACCUAUACUUUAGAAAGUGGGGGUGAUUCAUACUUUGACAUUGAGCCACUUACUGGAAAUAUCAUAUUGCAAAAAGAUCUUAGGAGAGCUUCUAAGCCAUCGUACACCUUGAUCGUAUCAUGUAAAGAUAGAGGAAAUAGAAGAGCCUCUGAAGACGCAAUUAUAGAAAUAAUAAAAAAGACUUAUAGUAAGAACUUAGAUUUUGAAGGUUAUAGUGGCUAUAACUUUAAAAUUUUAGAAAAUGAAGGACAAUCUCAAUCGAAAAUUGGUCGUUUUAUAGGAAAAGUAAGUUCAAAACAAAAAACUGAAAAGGUUUCUUAUUACAUUGUAGACGGGGAUCAGAAACAUAUAUUUAAAAUCGAUGAAAAAAGUGGCAUUAUAAGUACAGCAUCUAAUAUUGAUCGAGAAGAGAAAAUGACGUAUCAUUUAAAAGUAAUGAUAAAAAGUGAUCUACAAUUUGGAUUUACUACGGUCAAUAUUUCAGUGUUGGAUAUAAACGACAAUUAUCCUGUUUUUAUCGACAGAAAAGAGGAAAUACAUAUCCCCGAAAAAAUGGCUGUUGGUCAUGAAGUUUACUUUGCAAGAGCCAUAGACCGUGACUCGGGAUCUAAUAGAACAAUAUCAUAUACGCUGACUUAUAACGCAGAAAGCCUUUUUCGCAUUUCUGAAACAACUGGAGUAAUUUAUUUAAAUAAAGCAAUUACAAGUGAUCCUGGUACUGUACUGUCUCUAGAAGUGACAGCCACUGAUCAUGGCAAGCCAGCACUUGCAACUAAACAUAGUAUAUCGAUAGUUGUAGAUGAUGUAAAUGAUCAUACCCCUGUGUUUGAUCAUACAUCUUAUGAAACAUCUUUAUUAGAAUCUACUAUAGUUAAUACUAGGUUUUUUGCUAUAUCUGCAUCUGAUGCGGAUUUGGGGUCCAAUGGCCAGAUAUCAUAUAGUAUUAUAGAGGGAAAUGGCGAUAACAAGUUCGGAAUAUUUCCUGAUGGGUUUUUGUAUGUAAAAAGCUCUCUCGAUAGAGAAGAAAAAGACUAUUAUUCACUAUUAAUUACAGUAUUUGAUCAUGGGACGCCUUCACGAAGUUCUCAAGUUCCUGUUGUCAUACAUAUCUUGGAUGAAAAUGACAAUAGCCCACAAUUUACGAAUACCACGUUUGUCUUCAAAAUUAAGGAAAAUGAGCCUCCAGAAACAUUUGUUGGUAAAUUAACAGCAUUAGAUAAAGAUAUAGGACGCAAUGCGGAACUCUCAUUUAGUUUACCUUUUACCCAAAAUGAUUUUCGGAUAGACUCUCGGAAUGGGUUUAUAAAAACAUUACGAUCUUUUGAUCGUGAAAGCUUAUCACAGAUUACUGGGCAAAACUAUAUAACUCUUACGGUCACUGUCAGUGACAAUGGAAAAACGAAGUUAUCAGAUUCAGUAAGAGUAACUAUCUAUAUCACAGAUGUGAAUGAUAACGCUCCAAUAUUUACACAUACUCCAUAUAGUGUUGAAGUAUCUGAAGGAACAAGCGUGGGUGCUUCUAUUAUGCGAGUUUAUUCAUAUGACGCUGACGAAGGUUUGAACGGAGAUAUUUUUUAUAAACUAAUUGGUGGUGAUGAUUUUAAAAGAUUUACCCUAGAUGAAGGUACAGGACAAUUAAUUAUAAACAAGGCUUUAGAUCGUGAGACAACAGAUCGGUAUCAAUUAGUUAUUUUAGCUCAUGAUUCAGGGCCCUCCAUGAGACUGUCAGCAACAGCAACUAUAACAGUGGACGUGUUAGAUGAAAACGAUAAUGCUCCAGUAUUCAGUCAAACACAUAUGAAUAUAUCUGUCAUAGAAACGGAACCUAUAAACAAAAAAAUCAUACAAUUUUAUGCACACGAUGUUGAUUUGGGAAUAAACAAUGAGCUACAGUACUCCAUUUCAUCAGGAAACAGAAAAGAAACAUUUUUUAUUGACAGUUAUUCUGGGGAACUCUUCUUACACAAACAUUUGGAUUAUGAAGAUUUAACACAGUACGUUUUAAAUAUUACUGUUUCUGAUGGUGGUAGUCCGAGCAUGUCUUCAAGCAUAUCUUUUACUAUUAAUGUGAUUGAUGCUAAUGACAACGCUCCUAUUUUCACAAACACUGCGAUUGUGAGACAGAUCAGAGAAGGCAUUCCUACCCAUACUCCUAUUGUAACAGUAACAGCUGAAGAUCCUGAUUCUGGGUUGAAUGGAAAAGUUUAUUAUUCUAUUAUCCACCAAGAACCGAAUGAUGGCAAACGUAAUUUUGCAAUUAAUAAUUUAACUGGAGUAAUUCAUACUUUGUUGCCAAUUGACAGAGAAACAAUAGAUACAUUCCGAAUAACGGUGGCAGCCUACGAUGGAGCAGAGCCAUCAUCAGCCAGACUUUCAGCUGAGAAGCUGGUGACUGUUAUAGUAGAAGAUAUAAAUGACAACGCUCCUGUUUUUGUGUCUAUGAACGCUGCUGUAGUCAGUUCUGGACGACUAGGAAGAAAUACUGGGCGAGGAAUAUUUGUUAUGAAUGUCCUUGCACGUGAUGCAGAUUCAGGAACUAAUGGUCUAGUGACAUAUAAGCUCUUGCAUGGCGGUAAUGAUAUAUUUGAUUUGCAUAGAAGCAACGGUGCACUAACGUUGCGCUAUCCCCCUGCAACACCGGAUGCUAGAUGGAAUCUUAUUAUUAAAGCUACAGAUGAAGCAGUUCUGAGUGAGCAGCGGAGUACGGAAACAUAUUUGACAGUAAUAAUGGGAGGCACAGAUUUAGAAGGUGUGACAUGGCGUAACGCAGCGUCUGUGUCGGUGGCUGAAAAUGAACCAGGGGGUACGGCUAUUCUGAAUAUGACAAAUAAUUAUCAGUCUGGGCUAGAGUACUAUAUAGUGAAUGUGACAGGUGAAGGUAGGCAAGUGGACAGGUUGUUUGAUAUUGACUCUUCUUUGGGAAUUUUAUCCACGGCUGUCCCUCUAGACCGUGAAUCUGGUGUCGACAGAUUUGAAGUGGAAGUAUGUGCUGUGUCGUCGAACUCACCUCUACAAUCUACUACAACAAAGAUCGAGGUGGUGAUCCUUGAUAAGAAUGAUAGUCCACCAGAGUUCAAGAACUUGCCAGCAGCGUACAGUGCCUCCGAAGAUCUUGCCCCAGGUCAGGUGAUAACAACCAUCACAGCUGAAGACCCCGACACGAUCGGGACCAUAACAUACAGCAUCCAAAAUGAACAACCAACACCCUUCUUGUUAAAUAGCCAAACGGGACAGUUAACUCUCAAGGAGCCUCUAGAUAGAGAGGCCGUACCAGAAUAUGAGGUGAUGAUACGAGCUGAUGAUGGAAUACAGUAUACAGAUGUCAAAGUAGUCAUUCAGGUCAGCGAUACAAAUGACAAUCCUCCAGUAUUCAAAGAAAGCGCGUACUCUUUCGACAUCCCAGAGAACGCGGCGCGAGGGUCUGUGGUAGGGAUGAUACAAGCGGUGGACCUGGACUCAGAUGUCAACUCAGAGUUGACGUAUACCGUGAUCUCUGACUGGGCGAACGACGUGUUCUCACUGAACCCGCAGACCGGUGUCUUCACAUUGACAGCAAGAUUGGAUUACGAAGAGAUGGCCCACUACAUAUUAGUGACUCAAGCUCAAGACAAUGGUCAUCCAUCUCUUUCUGGUACAGUUACUGUAUACAUCAACGUCAUCGAUCUCAACGACAAUGCACCAAUCUUUGAUCCGAUGAGUUUCUCCAACGAGAUCAUGGAAGAUGUUCCUGUGGGAACUUCUGUCGUUACUAUCAGUGCCACCGAUUUGGACUCAGGUUGGAAUGGUAAAUUGACGUACAGUAUAACAUCAGGAGAUGAGGACAAUGAUUUUUCAAUAUCUCCAAACGGGACGAUUUAUACACUAAACCUUUUGGAUAGGGAAAAGCUAUCUGUGUACAACCUUAUUGUAACAGCAAGGGAUUUAGCGAAACCACCGGAACCAAGAUUAUCAGCUACUGUCCAAGUUACUGUACAAUUAAAAGAUGUAAAUGAUAUGGCGCCUGAAUUCACAUCACCUAAUACAACUUCUGUUUCGGAGAAUAUUCCUCUAAACACUGUUAUUAUGACCAUAAAAGCAAUUGAUAGAGAUGAAGGAAGAAAUGGUUAUGUAGAGUACUUCAUGGAAUCUAAUGCAGAAAUUAGUGGAUACUUUUCUCUAGGAAAUGUUGACGGAAUUUUGCGGGCAACAGGGAAGCUUGACAGGGAACUGAAAUCAAGCUAUAUAAUAAUAGUCACAGCAAAAGAUCGAGGUGAUCCUCCUCAAAAGACAGCUGCUGAAAUAGUGAUAAACAUAUUAGAUGAAAAUGAUAAUAGUCCAGUUUUUGAUCCAAAACAGUACAGUGCUGCCGUUCCAGAAAAUGCUAGUAUUGGUGCUAAUGUGUUGCAGGUUUCAGCGACAGAUAUCGAUGAUGGUGCUAAUGGAAGAGUUCGCUAUUCAAUAGACUGUGGCGAUGAUAAUAGAGAUUUCAGCAUAAGUGAGGAUACAGGUGUUGUGCGUGUAGCAAAGAAUCUUAAUUAUGAAAGGAAAUCACGAUAUGUGCUUACAAUAAGAGCCGAUGAUUGUGCCAAAGAUGAUGCUCGCUUCGAUACGGCUGAACUAUCAAUAUCUUUACAAGAUAUCAAUGAUAAUCCACCCACGUUUUUAGAUUCACCGUAUUUAUCUUAUGUUAUGGAAAAUGUGAUUCCACCUAAUGGUGGAUUUAUAUUAGCCGUCCAUGCUUACGAUGCGGACUCACCACCGUUCAACAAUCAAGUACGGUAUUUCAUAAAGGAAGGCGAAGCAGACCUUUUCAAAAUAAAUGCUUCAUCAGGUGAAAUUUCUUUACUAAGAACAUUGGAUCGCGAGUCGCAAGAUGAAUAUACUUUGUCUUUAGUGGCAAUGGAUACAGGGUCUCCUCCAUUAACGGGCUCGGGUACUGUUAAAGUAAUAGUCCAAGAUGUAAAUGAUAAUAGUCCAGAAUUUGAAAGACAAAGUUAUAGAACGCAUGUUAAGGAAAAUAUGUUACCUGGUACAAUAAUUUUAAAUCCAAAAGCUAUCGAUAAGGACAGUGGGAAUAAUGCAAAAAUAAGAUAUAGCCUUUUAGGAGAUAAAUCUGAACGGUUUUUUAUCGAUUCAAUAACAGGUACUAUUACCACAAACGAAACCUUGGACCGAGAAGAGUGGGAAAGUUACUAUUUAAUAGUUAUGGCUCAAGACUCUUCAACUACUGAUCCACGAACAGCAACAGCAAAUCUAACCAUAGUUGUUGAAGAUGAAAAUGACAAUAGUCCCAUAUUUUCUCAAGUUGCAUAUGAAAUAUUUAUCUCUGAAAGAACAUUGGCUGGUGAUUUUAUUUUUGGAGCCAGGGCGACGGAUAGCGACAUUGGUAUUAAUAAAAAGAUAAUAUAUGAACUAAAGGGUGAACAUAAAGAUUAUUUUACAAUAAACAUAGAAACGGGGGUAAUAAAAGCUAAGGAGACUUUAACUAAAUUCAAUGAAAAGUCAAGUAUACCUACUUUCAACCUAGUAAUUAUUGCAAAAGACUGUGGUAACAUUUCUAAACAAAAUUCAGCUGAACUUAUUCUUAUUCCAAAAUCAGGUAAAAACUUUCCGAAAUUUACUGUGAAAAACAAAUUAACGUUCAUCUUUCCCGAAGACUCUCCGGAGGGAGUGUUGGUUACAAGACUAUCAGCAUCAUCACCCAAGAAAGGUUCAUUUGGUCUUUUGCAAUACUCUAUAGCAGGUGGUAAUGUUGGAGAUGCAUUAAGGGUAGAACCAAUUAGUGGUGAAGUAUUUAUUACGGGGAAUGGAUUGGAUUAUGAAACUAUGCCACUCUAUGAAGUUUGGUUUGAAGUGCGAGAUUCAGACAAUCCCCCUUUAAAAUCUUUUAUGGAAAUUGAAAUUAAGGUCACAGAUGCAAAUGAUAAUGCCCCAGUUAUUGAAAAGAUACUUUAUAACGCAACCGUUCCAGAAGAAGAAUCACCGCCCCAAACAGUGCUAAAAAUUAAUGCUCGUGAUGAAGAUUCUAAUGAAAAUGGGAAAAUAUCAUUUAGACUUGUAAAUGAUUAUGAAGAAACUUUCACAAUAGACACCACGAGUGGAGAGAUUUAUACAAAUAUAGCAUUAGAUCGUGAAUCUAUACCAUUUUAUGAAAUUAUUGUUGAAGCGACAGACCACGGAAUUCCAGAGUUAACUGGAACGUCGACGGUGCUUAUCACAGUUUUAGAUAAAAAUGAUAAUCCCCCUAGAUUUACACGACUAUUCAGUGUUAAUGUUACGGAAAACGCUGAAAUAGGUUCAUUCGUUAUAAAAGUCACAAGUUCAGAUUUAGAUAUUGAGGAAAAUGCUAAUGCCACUUAUAGUUUUGUUGAAAAUCCAGGAGAUAAAUUUGUCAUCGACUCAAUCACUGGAAAUGUGACUGUGGCACGACCUUUAGACAGGGAAAUUCAAGAUGAGUACAUUCUUAAAGUAGCGGCAAUUGAUGGUGCGUGGAGAUCUGAGACUCCUUUAACAAUCACCAUACAGGAUCAAAACGAUAAUGCUCCUGAGUUUGAAUACUCAUAUUAUAGCUUUAAUUUCCCAGAAUUGCAGAGUAAGAACAGUUAUAUUGGACAAGUAAUUGCUACAGAUAAAGACAAGCAAGGACCAAAUUCAAUAAUAUCAUACUCUUUACAACAAACAUCAGAUUUAUUUUCAAUUGACCCUGCAACCGGAGAAAUAUUGAGUAAGUUUACGAUGAACUAUAAAAGAACGACUGCAAAUUCAUCACCAGAAAAUUCAUACUCUGUUACUGUAGUAGCUACCGAUAACGGAAAGCCACCGAUGUCAUCUGAAUGUUUAGUCACUAUAAAUAUAGUAGAUGCUAAUAACAAUAAACCUAAAUUCAAAAGUCACGAAAAUCUUGUGCCUGUACCGCAUUAUGCUACGCUUGGUGAGAAAAUCAUACGAUUGAAAGCAGAAGACUUAUUAGAUUAUGGAAUAAAUUCUGAAGUUGAGUACUAUGUAUCUGGUGGAAAUGGAACAACCUAUUUUUCUAUUGAUAAAUUAAGUGGAUGGAUUGUGGUAAAUAAGCAAUUUCAUAAUGUUGGCCAAUAUUAUGGAAUUGAGGUAAAAGCCAUAGAUCUUGGAGUACCACCACAAUCGGAUGAAACGUUCAUAACAUUUGUAGUGACUGGCGAAAAUAUGCAUAAUCCAAAGUUUACUGCUUUGAGUUAUCAAGUAAUAGUACCAGAAAAUGAACCCGUCGGUUCUUCAAUACUCACAUUAAGGGCAAAUGAUGAAGAUGACGGACCUAAUGGUAUAAUAAGAUACGAAAUAUCUUCAGGAAAUGAAGAUAAUGUAUUUGAAAUACAUUCAAUAUCUGGUGCUAUUCAAAUUAUUCGAUCUCUUGAUUAUGAUGAAAUUCAAGAAUACCGAUUGAAUAUAACUGCUAAGGAUUUGGGUUUUAAUCCAAAGGAAGCAACUGCGACAGUAACAGUGAUUUUAACUGACAUUAACGAUAAUGCUCCUACGUUUAAUCAAAGUAAAUACCUGGCAUACUUAAGAGAAAAUUCACCAAUAAAUACACUUAUUUUUAAAGUUGAAGCCUAUGACAUCGAUUCACCAAAAAAUUCAAUCAUUAAGUACACUAUUAAAAAUGAAAUGUCAUCUUUAUUCAAAAUAAAUGUUAGUACAGGUGAAAUUUAUUCAAGAGCUGUUUUUGAUUAUGAAGAACGAACGAGUUACACUAUUGAAAUAAUGGCUGAAAAUCCAGAUUCUAUUAUGCAUAACAGCACGAAAGUCAUGGUUCACAUUACAGGUGUCAACGAAUUUUAUCCAAAAUUUUUGCAACCUGUUUUCCACUUUGACGUAUCUGAAUCUGCAGAAGUAGGAACUAAUGUUGGAGUCGUACAAGCAACUGAUCAAGACAGUGGUGACGAUGGUAUCAUUUAUUAUUUAUUUGUUGGUUCUAGUAAUGACAAGGGUUUCAAUAUUAAUUCACAGACCGGUGUUAUAAGAGUGGCAAGAUAUUUAGACAGAGAAACUCAAAAUAGAGUAGUUUUGACAGUUUUAGCAAAAAAUUAUGGAAGUAUACACGGGAAUGAUACUGAUGAAGCUCAAGUGAUUAUAUCAAUACAGGAUGGUAACGAUCCGCCCGUGUUCAUUCGACAUUAUUAUGAGGCUACAAUCUCAGAAGGUGCAACUAUUGGUGAAGAAGUGAUACAAGUUCAUGCAGUUGAUAAAGACGUUCGACCACAGAAUAAUCAAUUUAGCUAUUCAAUCAUUAAGGGUAAUGAAAAUCAGGACUUUAAAAUCGAUCCUCAAACGGGAAAUAUUGAAGUGAGCAGAUAUCUUGAUCGUGAAACUGUAGCUUCAUAUUCACUUACCUUAGCUGCAAUUGAUACCGGUACUCCACCACAGACAGGCACAGCAACGAUUAAAAUAAUACUAACUGAUAUAAAUGAUAAUGGACCUGUAUUUGAUACAAUUAAUUUCGAUGGGUCUGUUUAUGAAAAUGAGCCUCCUAAUACUAGUAUAACCACUUUAUCCGCUAAAGAUCCGGACCUGCCUCCGAAUGGUGCACCGUUUUCAUAUUCAAUAAUUGGGGGUGAACAUCAAAGUUUUGUAAAAGUCCAUAAGCAUACAGGAGUGAUGUUAACAACAAAAACGAUUGAUAGAGAAAUAACACCACAUUUAGAAGUAAUUAUACAAAUAGAUGAUAGUGGUACUCCUGUGAUGCAUUCUAACUAUACCAUUCGCAUUAAAGUAUUAGAUAGAAAUGACAAUGCUCCCACACCACGAUCAGUCCAUAUUUUAGUAUAUGCUUUCAAUAAUAAAUUGCCAAAAUAUAAAAUUGCAGAUGUAAAACCAAAUGAUCUAGAUAUAGUUGGAGAUUAUAAAUGCAAAAUCCUUAAAGAUUCAACAUCAGAAUUAACUUUGUCUAUUUUUAAUAUAAGAUCAGGUUGUGAUCUUUACACAAAUUUGGUAAAACCAGGUCAAGGGUUUUCUUUUUCAGUAUCGGGUAAUGAUGGUAUUCAUCGAGAUGUGAUGUCCUCAAUAAGUGUAGAGUACUUUUCGUUUGAUGAAGAUACAGUCGAACAGUCAGUUACAGUUAGAGUAAUAAAUAUAACUUCAGUAAACUUUCUCACACAUUAUUAUCGCGUCUUGCUGGAAGUUAUGAAAGUAGGCUUGAAAAACAAAGAGAGCAUUUAUUUAUAUAGUAUAAAUGAGAGUAUGCAGGGUAAUUUAGAUUUGACUAUAAUUGUGAAAGAAAAUAAUUUUAUAUGGAAAAAGACGAAAACCGUGGACCAUAUUAAAUCAAAGGAGGCUGAAAUAAAGAAAAUAUUAAAGAAGCAAGUAGUAGUACCAUAUUAUCCUUGUACCAAUGAUCCUUGUCAAAAUAGUGGCGUAUGUUCUGAUGAAACAAAUAUUUUAAAUGGUACAAAAAUUACAGAAAGCUCAUCGCUAAUAAUUACGUCACCAUUGGUUCAAAAUGAUUACAUAUGUCGCUGUAGUGAUGGUUUUGUGGGCAAAAACUGCGAAAAAAGACAAGAUCCCUGUUCACCAAACCCUUGUAAAUACGGAGCUCAGUGUAGAAAACAAGGUCAUGAUUUUGAAUGUUUAUGCCCAAUGCGUCGUGAAGGGAAGACGUGCGAAAUGGAAAGAGAUGAUGUAUGUAACAGUAGUCCAUGCAAAAACGGUGGAUCUUGUAAGGAAAGUGCUGACGGAAAUUCCUAUUUUUGCCUUUGUCGUCCCGGUUAUAGAGGAAAUCAAUGUGAGGGUCUCAUAGAUUCCUGCCGACCUAAUCCAUGCUUGCAUGGUGGCAUUUGCAUAAGCUUGAAGCCAGGGUAUAAAUGCAGUUGCACAAAUGGACGAUAUGGCACUCAUUGUGAAAGUUCGACAUUCGGCUUCAACGAAUUAUCGUACAUGCAGUUCCCGGCUUUAGAUGCCUCUACUAAUGAUAUCACACUUAUAUUUGCAACAACAAAAUCCGAUGCAUUGUUGAUAUAUAAUUACGGUGCUCAAACAGGUGGUAGAUCUGAUUUCAUUGCAAUUGAACUUCUUGGAGGAAAACCAAUCUUUUCAUUUGGUGGUGCCCGAACAUCAAUAACAACAGUGUCCAUUUCGAAAACUGAUAAAAAUCUUGCAGAUGGUAAAUGGUACAAAUUAACAGCAACAAGAAAUGGGCGUGUAAUAUCUCUAAGCAUUGGUACUUGUACAGAUCAUGGGGAUAGUUGCACAGAAUGUGAACCCGGCGACAAAUCUUGUUACGACGAUGACACUGGACAAGCUGGAACUCUCAAUUUCAACAAUGAGCCACUUUUGGUUGGAGGUCUUCAUAAAGCAGAUCCAGCUUUAGAACGUCCAGGGCAAAUACAUUCAGAUGACUUUGUUGGUUGUAUGCAUAGUAUUACUAUCAAUGGCCGAUUAUUAAACUUAACGAACCCAAUAAACGCUCGAGGUGUAGUGCCUUAUUGUGAUAGAUCUGAAAAGGGCGCAUGCUUUAAGAAAGAUAUAUGUGGUUUCGGACAAUGCGUCGAUAGAUGGAAAACAAAUUAUUGCAUGUGUAGUAAUAAUCUAUUAUCUUCGGACUGUGGAAAUUCAUUUCAAAGUAUAUCAGUUGGUGAGAAUGGGUUUAUCAUUUAUACAAUGUCAGAGAAACAUAGAAGAAUGCAAUUACUUGAAUCUUUCUAUGGAGGCAAUACAGCAUGGGAAAGAAAAAUAAACAAAUCUAUAUUGAAGUCACCAUCAAAAUCAAAUAAUCCGGCAAAAAUUUUGUCUUUUUCUUUCAAAACUAUGAAAAAGGUUGGUCUUCUUUUUUAUGCAGCCACUGACAAAUAUUAUACUAUGAUAGAAUUACUUGAUGGAAAAAUAAGCUAUACUUCAAAACAAAACACCUUAGUUAAUAUGACUCAAACGGAGCAAGAUGAUGUUUCCGAUGGUAACUGGCAUAAUGUUACAUUAUUAAGCUUUGGGAGGAGCAUAAAAAUAAUUGUUGAUAAUAUAAUUAUCGGUGAAGAACUUGACGCAGCCAGUGUGCAUGAUUUUUUAGACCCUUACCUUACUGUUAUUACGUUGGGAGGUAUAAAGUCUGAUUGGGUAUCCUCCUAUAAUAAAUAUGAAGGAUGUCUUGCCAAUUUUACUGUUAAUAAUGAACUGCAACCCUUUACUGGCAAUGGAAGUAUUUUUAGAGAUGUUGUACGCCAAGGUAAAAUUAUUUCUGGUUGUCAUAAUAUCUUUGGGGCAGGGCUUACUCAAAAUCCUGACCCCUUAAGUAUUGGAAUUACUUUAGUGAUAUCAUUCUUUAUCAUAUUAAUAGUUGCAAUAUUAGUGUCAUUCAUAGUAUUUCGCCUACGUAAACAGAAAAAAGAAAAAGCUAGCCCAAAUAUAAAAAGUAGUAUUGUACAUACAAAACAAAAUGGCCCGGCCAUGUUAAAUGCCCCAAAUCUUAUUGCUGGAACAAAUGAUAGUUUAAUGAGUAGAAGCCUUCAUAAUAAUGAUACAAGUUUGAAUAGUUAUAUGUCCGAAAACGCUGACAUAAUGAGAAACGUAGGCCACAUUGUUGGACCUGAGCUUCUAUCAAAAAAAUAUAAGGAUCGAGAUAUAAUGAACCUUGACCCACCGCGACCUCAACGUCCUGAUAUAAUAGAUCGUGAAGUGGUUGGUAAAAGUCCUGCUCUUAGAGAUGAUCAUCAUCCACCUCCACCACCAUCUACAAAUACAUCUCAUUCUCACAAUCAUGAUCACCCUAGUGGUAUGGACUUAAAUUCUGAGGUACCCGAACAUUACGAUCUUGAAAAUGCAAGCUCAAUUGCACCGUCAGACAUAGACAUAGUUUAUCAUUAUAAAGGCUUUCGCGAAGCGGCUGGAAUGCGAAAAUACAAAGCAACGCCCCCUCCUAUUGCAAGCUACCAUCAUAAGCACCAACCUGCACAGCAUAGACAUUCUCCACAUCAUUCAAGUGGCUAUCCACCAAGAUCUUUACCACAAGCUUCACAGCCACCACCUCAGCCAAGACAGCAUCAGACUACCCCACUUGCUCGUCUUUCACCCAGCAGUGAACUAAGUCAGCAGCCUAGAAUAUUAACACUUCAUGAUAUUUCCGGUAAACCAUUGCAAAGCGCAUUAUUAGCCACUACAUCUAGUUCUGGUGGAGUUGGUAAAGAUGCACUACAUAGUAAUAGUGAGCGAAGCUUGAAUAGCCCAGUAAUGUCUCAACUGAGUGGCCAAAGUUCUUCAGCGGGAAGAAAAACUCCAAAUGCUUCUGCUCAAGUACCUCAAGUAUCGGUGGGUUCUGGGGCCGUAGGAUUAACAGCGGAGGAAAUAGAAAGGAUGAAUGCUAGACAACGAACUUCAAGCUUGGUUUCUACUUUAGACGCGGUGUCUAGUUCUAGUGAAGCGCCUCGUGGUGGAGGAGUUAGUCACCAUAUGUCCCAUAGACAUCACUCACCACCAGCAGACAAUAGAAGUUCAUCAGGAUCUGAUGAUGAAAGUGGAAACGAUAGUUUUACAUGUUCAGAAAUAGAAUAUGACAAUAAUAGUUUGAAUGCUGAUAAACCAGAUGACGUUAGGAGACAAAAUGUAAAUAGUAAUAAUAUUAACAACAACAAAAAGCCUAUAUUACCACCACCGUACGAAAGUUUUGACUCUUCAUUCAGAGGUUCCUUGAGUACUCUAGUCGCAUCAGAUGAUGAUCUUGCUCCACACGUAGGUUCAGCAUUAUAUAGACAGGCAAACGGAUCUCCUGCACCAGCGACAUUAGGUUGGGACUACUUAUUAAAUUGGGGACCAAAUUUUGAAAGUAUGAUAGGAGUUUUCAAAGACAUUGCCGAUCUACCUGAUGCAGUAAAUGGACGGGUUUCCUCAUCUCUAAGGCUACCAAAUGGAACCCCAAAACCAUCUGAAGAAUAUGUAUAGGGUAUGUAAAUAAAUGUAAAAAUAAAUGUAUAUAAAUGUAAGUUUAUUUGAAAUGUGUAUAAAGUUGUUGAGAUCUUGUAUCAAGAUCUGCUUAUUCUAGAUUUUUCUUGCCAUAUUUUGUCAUACUUUAAAAUGUAUAAAUUCGUAAUUUAAUUGUAUAAAGUUCAUUUAUUUCCUAAACUGAAACCUCAUUUGUAAUUUAUAUGUAUAGUUUGUAAAUAAUUUUACUUUGUUUUAAGAAUAUCAUUUGCAUUGGUAUUUGAUGUUACAUAAUAUUUCAUUUCAUUCAAAUAUAUAACAUCAAAUACCGAUAUAUUUUGAAUUUAAUUUAUAGACCAGACCAUAAGAAUUUCUCGAAAAAAUUUUUCACAGACUAAAAAUGUUGUCGAUUUCAUUACUAGACUAUGAAAUUGAAAUAUGAAAUUCAUUUUUAUAUAAAAAAUACAGUAUAUUAUUUUAGUAGCCAUAUUCAUAGUGAAUUACGUGCCAAAUGUUGAUAAUUCUGUUCAAACGAACUGACUGAUUUUUAUGUAAUAAUAAAUUAAAUCUUAUUACAA
This is a messenger RNA of Leptidea sinapis, 15936 nucleotides long. It is a transcript of the gene ft, whose product is annotated as cadherin-related tumor suppressor. The coding region runs from base 386 to 15379 and encodes 4997 amino acids. Lineage: Eukaryota; Metazoa; Arthropoda; Insecta; Lepidoptera; Pieridae. Gene Ontology annotation, molecular function: calcium ion binding. The record is from RefSeq and is a predicted model, not a curated record. The transcript has 9 exons. Gene Ontology annotation, biological process: homophilic cell-cell adhesion. Gene Ontology annotation, cellular component: plasma membrane.